Messenger RNA from Rhincodon typus (whale shark), 2126 nucleotides. It is a transcript of the gene gpc5a, whose product is annotated as glypican 5a. The record is from RefSeq and is a predicted model, not a curated record. Gene Ontology annotation, cellular component: cell surface; plasma membrane; extracellular region. The coding region runs from base 321 to 2054 and encodes 577 amino acids. Gene Ontology annotation, biological process: cell migration; regulation of protein localization to membrane; positive regulation of canonical Wnt signaling pathway. NCBI's taxonomy places the organism in Eukaryota, Metazoa, Chordata, Chondrichthyes, Orectolobiformes, Rhincodontidae. The transcript is spliced from 8 exons.
UGGGGUCAGUACGGAGGCUGCUCGUUGCUGUCCACGCUUCAGCUUUUCACAUUACUCCCCUCAUCAUUCUCGAGUGACUUUGCAACAUUUUCAACUCGUAUUGAAGUUUUAAAAAGAAGCAGCCGGGGAACUGUGGAGAAAACUCGCUGGAUACUGCCACUUUGACCUUUUUUGGGACUGCUUCAGUUUUUGUUUUCAGGAGAAACCGGUUGGGAGGGAAAGCCGAAAAUAUAUACAUAUAAAGAAACAGAGAAAAAAGUUUGAGCAAUUUCCAGGUGGGGGUUGAUGUUCUAGGCGAAGCCCGGGGAGCUCGGAUAAGGAUGAAGAGCGCAUCUUGUGUAAAGGCGGCUGUCCUUCUUCUCUUGUUUCUGGGGAGCUCGGAUGGGACUGCCCCCGACUGUCAGGAGGUCAAGAAAGUUUUCCAGCGGCGACAGAUCGGCCCGUCCAGGUGGCUGCCAGAGAGCCCCAGGCCAGGUUCUGAUCUUCAGGUGUGUACAUCAAAGGAUCUAACAUGCUGUACAAGAAAAAUGGAGGAGCGAUACCAAGCAGCAGCUCGUCAAGACAUUCAAAAUUUGCUUCAAACAUCCAGUUCAACAUUGAAAUUUUUAAUAUCACGCAAUGCAGCCACUUUUCAAGAGACAUUUCAGAAUAUCAUUCGGCAUGCAGAGAAUAACACCAAGAUGCUGUUCAGAACGACCUACCGGAAUAUGGCCUUCCAGACAGUUGCACCAAUUCAAGAGCUCUUCACUGAUGUUGCACUCUUUGUUAUUGGCUCAGAGAUGAACGUUGAUGAAUUUGUUAAUAGAUUUUUUGAUAGUCUCUUCCCAUUGGUUUAUAAUCAUCUAAUCAAUCCUGCCCUCACUGACAUCUCCCCGGACUUUGCAGAAUGUGUACGGAUGGCGAGGAAGGACCUAAAUCCAUUUGGUAAUAUUCCAAAAUUAAUAACGAAUCAAAUGUCAAAAUCUCUGAUGGCUAGUCAUAUGUUUCUGCAGGCAUUAAAUUUAGGAAUCGAAGUUAUCAACACAACUGAUCACUUACAGUACACUAAAGAAUGCAGCAAAGCUCUGCUGAAGAUGCUAUUCUGCUCCCAUUGUCAUGGAUUGACUAAUGGUAAGCCAUGCAUGGGCUAUUGCCUGAAUGUGAUGAGAGGAUGCCUUGCUGCCAUGGCGGAAAUUGAUCCACACUGGCGGGAGUAUAUCAGAUCGCUGGAGGAACUGUCAAAUGGAAUACAAGGAACUUACGAUAUAGAACAAGUUUUGCUGAAUCUCCAUUCAUUAGUGAAUGAUGCGAUUAUGAAUGCUCAAAUCAACGGGCCAAAAUUGUCAGCAAUGGUAAAUAGAGCCUGUGGACAUCCUGUUCGAAAGCCUCCUCAAACUUUGGAUUAUCAAACAGAUCCUUACAAUGAUAAACCUGGGCUGAAAAUCAUUCAUAAAGAAGAUGAGGAGACAUUAUCCAGCAGGAGAAAAGAGUUCAUCAAUAGUCUACGAUUAUACAGGACUUUAUAUGGUGGAUUGACCAAUCAAUUGUGUGUCAAUGAUUUGGCAGCUGUUGAUGGAUUAACAUGCUGGAAUGGAGAAGAUCUCGUGAAUAGCUAUACAUAUCAAGUUGUUGGCAAUGGCAUCAAAGCUCAGUCAAGCAACCCAGAGGUGAAAGUGAAAGGAACUGACCCUGUCAUAAGUCAGAUCGUUGAUAAACUGAAGCACAUCAAUCAGAUGCUGCAGGGAAAGGUGAUCCCCAAGUAUGAGCAAUGGCAUUCAGCAGAAAAAGGCAGUGGACAAGUAGAUCACGAUGACAUCCAGGUCAGUGGAGACUGCGAUGACGAGGAUGGUUGCAUUGGAUCAGGAAACGGAGAAGUGAAAAAAUCUUUCAAAACCUCUGAAUCAGGGGUCCAUGAUAAGAACAAUUGGCACAAUGCCGUUCUCGAUGACAUUGAUGCAACCUCACAGACAGAAGAUGAUGCCUAUUCAAAUAAAUCUGGUGCAGGAGCCCAGCACCCGAUUGGAAAUGUUAUCGUUACUCUGAUCAAUUUGGUGACUUUGAUUCUUUUUUGGUAAAUUCACAUCUUUCUAUUUUUUUGACUUAUACCUUUUAGUUAAAUAAUGGAAAACAGCAGCAAUGCAAAGAAU